Messenger RNA from Paramuricea clavata, 483 nucleotides. Lineage: Eukaryota; Metazoa; Cnidaria; Anthozoa; Malacalcyonacea; Plexauridae. The record is from the annotation of a GenBank genome assembly.
AUGGAAUACUCAUGUCGACAUGGUAUUGAAAAAGGCAAAUUCUCGCUUAUACGCAUUGCGUCUGUUAAAAAGGCUGGUCUCCAAGCAUCUGACAUCGUCCAAAUAUAUAUCUCAUUCAUCAGAUCCAGAAUUGAAUAUGCAUCCCCUGUAUGGUCGUCAAUACCUAAAUCAUUAUCUGACAUUCUCGAAUCUGUUCAAAAGAGAGCAUUGAGAAUAGCUUAUCCAGAUCUGUUAUAUGAUGAAGCCCUUGAAAUUUCAAACUUACAGUAUCUGAGUACUCGUAGAGACAUCUCUUGCAAGAAAUUCGUCGAAUCUCUGCGACGUGAUGUUUCACCCUACAACCCUUUGACCCAAAUUAUGGAAAUUCGUCCCGGGGUAAAAACUCAUGAUUAUGACUUAAGGAAUGACAGAACGGCCGAACAACCUUUAUGGUCAGAAACCACUGAACGGUUAAAAAACUUCGUGACUAGGAAAUAUUAUUAG